Stegastes partitus (bicolor damselfish) is the source of this 4161-nucleotide messenger RNA. RefSeq names its product DENN domain containing 10 (gene dennd10). Gene Ontology annotation, cellular component: late endosome. The transcript has 10 exons. Gene Ontology annotation, molecular function: small GTPase binding; guanyl-nucleotide exchange factor activity. Lineage: Eukaryota; Metazoa; Chordata; Actinopteri; Pomacentridae. Bases 140 to 1195 code for a protein of 351 amino acids. Gene Ontology annotation, biological process: regulation of early endosome to late endosome transport; protein transport. The record is from RefSeq and is a predicted model, not a curated record.
CAGAGAGGAGGAAAGUCUGUUGACAGCAGAAAUCACACCCAGACCUCAGACAAGUUUGGACAUUUUCCGUCUUAUUAAACUCGCCUCGCUUCGCAUUGGGGGUGUCUCGAGCUUGCAGGAGCUCUCAAAGGUAUGGAAUAUGGCAACGACUGAAACACAGCUUAUGUUAAGCGUCGGAUUAAUCGAAAAAGAUGUGAACAGAGACACGUUGUGGGUGUGGUGUUAUCCAUCUGUGGGCUCUGAACUGAGGCAAGUCCUGCUCAGCAAGUGCUGUCUGACACAGGAUGGCCGUGAUUUCCACACCUUUGUGUUCGGUCAGUUCUGUCGUACCUGGUACUACAUCACCACCGUGGAGGUGCAGGAACCUACAGCACUGAGCAAGGUCACUCAUUUUUCCAUGGUUGUUACAGCAAAAGACUUCAACCCUGAGAAGUAUGCUGCACUCAGCAGAAUACUCUGCAGGAUGUACAUCAAACAUGGCAGUCCAGUGAAGAUGAUGGAAGCCUACAUCACCGUCCUCACCAAAGGAAUCUGUCAGAGCGACGAAAACGGCUCGUUUCUCAUUAAGGACCACGAUGUUCGGAAAGCGUACCUGGCAGGUUCGAUCAAAGAUGUGGUGUCUCAGUUUGGCAUGGAGACCAUCAUCCUGUACACCGCCCUGAUGCUGAAGAAGAGGAUCGUCGUCCACCACCCUCGGAUUGAAGCACUGCUGGAGUUUACGAGAGUUCUGCCGGCGCUGACCUGGCACAGGAAAGACUGGUCCAUCCUGCACCCAUAUGUGCACCUGACUGAUGCCGAACUGGAGGAUUUAAAGAAAUGUCCUGGAUACAUCGCAGGGUUUGUAGAUCCAGAAGUGAGCAACAGAUCGGACUUGUUUGAUGUGUUUGUGAACCUCUCAGACAGUGUCAUCACAGUAUCCCAGAGUGCCAAAGAAGCCAUGGCGAUGGGGAAGUUGCACAAGGAGAUUGGGCAACUGAUCGUCCAGUCUGCAGAGGAUCCUGAGAGAUCAGAUAGUCAAGUCAUUAAGGACAUUUCUGUCAAGACAAAAGAGAUUCUUGCCAACCUGGUUGCCCUGGCUAACGAGUGUGAAGACUCUAAAAUCACUCUGGAAGGUUUAAAGCAGCAUCAUUUCCCUCCGGCCACCGAGAAUUUCCUCUUUCAUUUGGCAGCUGCCGAGCAACUCUUAAGGAUAUAAAAGCUGUUUUCAGACGCUCCACUGCAGGGUGACAUGAGCAGCACCGACUCUGGCUGUGCUGCUGUGUAGACGUUGGAGUUGUUACCAUUUUCUGAAAGCCACUUUUUUUUACAGCAAACUUAAUGCGAGGAAAGAAGAGAGUCGUUAGCGUCAGAUUUGAUAAAAGGUGACUCUUGUCCCAAUACCAGGACCACAGAAUUAAAGGAUAAGUUUGGCAAUAUUCAACAGUUUUACAGCUGACAAAUUCCAUGAAAAGACCAAAACCAUCCAAAGUCUGAUAGUGUAUUUUCUCUGUGACAUAGAGCAUCACUGUUUCCAAAAAGUUACUAAAGCACAUCAAGAAGAAAAUGGCACAUACGGUUGUAUGAUGAACAUGCUGGCACUGUGGAUCCAUUGACUCUGGAUGUUAAGAGGGAGGGGUGGCGUGCUUUGCCUCGAGGACACUACACACAUCCAAUCACAGGGUAGCUCUGCCAUAUCUCCCUGCUUUGUCCUCCAUUUGACUCUAAAUGGAACCACAAUUCACAAAGUUAACAUCACUCUGUGUUCACAAAGUCUUGAAACUCGUAUUCAGGACCAUAAACUCAUGAGGAAAAUGUUUACUGAGGUAACAAAUCAAGGGAGAAGUGGGGUCAUGUUCUCAUAGACUUACACAAUCUGAAUCCUUUUUGCUUUAUGAGGAGUCGCCCCCUGCUGGCUGUUUGAAAGAAUGCACGUUUAAAGUACUUUUCAAGAUGCAAGAUGCUUUUAUUUUCAUCACACACGCGUGUACAACGAAAUUAAGGUGCACAGUCAGGAAACGGACUCAUAAACAAAUAGAAUAAGUAACAAUAACAUCACUCACACAACAACAUCCGAUCAUUGAUUCACACAACACUCUAAAACACACUCACAUCAGCACCAAAUGUACCGCGGCCAAUGCAGUAGGACAGUCAAAUGUUCAAAUAUUGGACUUCCACUGUCAGUGUGGUUCAUUGUUCAGUGUGAUUGUGGCUGUGGGGUAAAAACUGUUCCGGAGUCGUGUGGUGCGGGUUUUGAUGGAUCUGUAUCUUCUGCCAGAUGGCAGGAGUUCAAAGAGGUGUCGGGCAGGGUGGGACGGGUCUUUUAUGAUGUUGUGUGACUUCUGCAGGCAGCGAGUGGUGAAGAUGUUGUCCAGAGCUGGUAGUUGAGAGUUGAUGAUCUUCUGUGCAGUUUUUAUAAUCCGCUGCAGAGUCUUUCUGUCUGCUGCAGAGCAACUCCCGUACCAUGUCAGGAUGCUAUGAGUCACAGUACUCUCUAUGGUGCAGUGGUAAUAGGCCACAUGUAGGUGUUGGGACAGGUCGUCCUGAGUGUUCUCAGGAAGUAUAACCGCUGCUGGAUCUUUUUUACCAGCAUGUUGGUGUUGACAGUCCAUUUUAGAUCUUCUGUGACGUGGGUGCCCAAGGAUUCGAUCUUUGCAUUCGAUCCACUUUUCCUGGGGGCUACGCUCAUCUUUUAUGUGCUGUUUAUGUGAAGCUCACAUAUCGCUGGACAUGUAUUAAUCUGCAACUACAAGUAGUUCCCUACAAAUGCACAACUGGUUGCUGUCAGGGUCGUGUUCAGUGCCCGCCUGUUUUAGGAAGUUACCGACCGCUUUUUGAAAAAUGAUCCCUGUAUUUAUAUUUUUCCUUUCAGUGCGUACUGAUAUUACUUCUUCAUAACAUUGCACUGUGCUCAUAUAUUCGUUGCAGUCUCAAGUUUGCAACUCAAGUGAUACACGGUGAUGUAUGUCCUCUGCUGUGCAAAGGAUUGUGGGUCAGAAUGGCCAGAGGAGCGUGCUGGCUUGCGUACUUCAAAAUGCAACUGGAUAUCAUAGGACAUCCUGGUACUUCUGGCACACUGCAUUUAACAUACUAUGUAUUGGGCCACAGUAAAUCUUUAUUUGGCAUUCAGCAUACCAUUACAACGGUGACUGUUGAAGACAUAAACAUGGACCAACACAGUGAUGGUUGUGGCCUUUUCAUGGGAUUAUUGGGCAAAAUACAAGUGUCAUCCUUUAACAUUAAUAAUUGGCAACAAGGAGCUUUUGUAAUGUUGUGAAUUCAAGACAAAUGAGCUGAUCAGCUGGUACAUCAGCCAGUGUUUUCCAGAUGUUCUCUCCACAGUGCAACGCCAAACUUCCAAACAUCAUGAAUCUUGGAUGAAGUCACCGUGUGCUCGCUGUGAAGAGUCACACCCUGAUGUAUUUGCGCAGCGGCUGAAAUAACCCAGAUGUGACAAGCACUUACUAUUAUUGAGUUAGUUGACAGACACUGCGUUGUACGUGGUUAUCAGGUCGCAGCUGCAAUACUCGUUGCAAAUGUUUGUUUUUAACAAUGUCACAUUUUUGUAUUUUACUAAUGACAUGAGUGCCACACAACUGAAAUACAAGCAAACUGUGUUGUGCUAUGAGGCUUUUACAAAUGUACUUUUAUUAAAAAAUAUAUACUUAAAAAAAAAAAAAAAGGUUUAAAUGAUCAAUGCUUCCAUAUCCACAUUGGGUUUCACUCACCAGCCACUUUAUUAGAAAUAAACUACAAUCCAAUGGAACAGCCGUGCCAUUAACUCUACUUUUACAAAGCUUCUACAUUUUCAGUUUUUGUCGUCAAAAAGGAGAAAUUUCUACUUUAAUACUGAGCUCAUGGUGGGUGGUAGUGUUGUACUGGACUUUAUUACAGUUUGGAUUUUAUAAGUGAACCUAAUAAAUUGGCCAGUGAGUGUCUGUCGCCUUACGUGUCUCACUGUUCAGGAUGUUUUUUGGGUUUUUUUCAUGUGCACGUAGAUUCCUGUUGAGAACAUUUUCAUCCACAUUGCCAAACAGAUGGUUUUUGUGUCACAGCAUUUCAGCGAGAAUAAUAGAAACGCUGAUGUAACUUUGAAAACUAAAUGUAUUUUCAUGAAUUGAUGUAAGAUUUGCUAUAUCUAUAAAUACAUCUAAUAUUCCAACUAAAUAAAUUUAUUAUCAACAA